Messenger RNA from Rhipicephalus sanguineus (brown dog tick), 948 nucleotides. RefSeq lists its product as uncharacterized. The coding region runs from base 43 to 600 and encodes 185 amino acids. The record is from RefSeq and is a predicted model, not a curated record. The transcript is spliced from 3 exons. Lineage: Eukaryota; Metazoa; Arthropoda; Arachnida; Ixodida; Ixodidae.
GAUUCAUCCAGCUUGUCUGGUGUGGUAUAUGAUACGGCAAGGAUGAGGCGCCUUCUGGAAAUAACGCUUCCUGAACGUUGUAAGACACAUGCGGAUCCUUUACCUCGGUACUUCUUGGUGGAAGAAAUUCUGUGCAUUGAGGCGGAACUGAGGUUUCAGCUGAACAUCAGUGACCUGGAGAAAAAGGUGACCAGUGCCCUCAAAGUGUUCUCCGAAAGACAAGGACAUGAAUGUACACUUUUGGACCUCAUGAACUACUUACAGCCAAAGUCAACACAUGCUCUGAUAAAUGAGAUGCCGCUGCCUUCAGGAGAGCAUGCUGUUACCACUCCACAUAUAGUCACUAGCUCGGAGGGAAUCCGCAUUUUUGCUGGCGGUCCAAGUGAAGUGAUCAAUCUUCCUACUGGCGGUCUGGAGCGUGCCCUCAUCCUCUGCCUUUUAUUGUAUUAUAUUAAGAGCCUGGAAUACCCUCACACUUUUUCACAAAUGCUUUUGCUAACGCAGAAGCUUGUGCUACCACAUGAAGUUGUCCCCGCGGCAGCUACAUGCAAGCGUUUGAAGUGUUUUUUAACAUUGUUGAAGAAGAGGAUUAUUCCUUAAAGUAAGGCACUUUACAGGGACGGGUCCUCGUAUUGUCUUUGUAUGGUACAUGCAGCUUUUAUAUACGAACUUCCAAAAGUAUCAGUAGUCGAGUUUCGCGACAUUAUAUUGCAUUCCCAAUUUCCCAGUAAAGAGUAAAACAAAUCUCUCUGACUUUUUUCAAGCCAGAAAGCAAGCACAUUUUUAUAGUAUCUUGAAGUGCACAGUACUGUUAGCAUAAUUUUUAUGUUAGUUUCUUUUCAUUGUAGUGCAAACCAAUCGCUGUUGUUUCUUUGCUAGUUUUGUCCUUGGGACUAAGUUAGACCUACAUAAUUCUUGUCUGCGAUUUUCCGAAUAAAAAUAUUUCAA